AGACAUAUCUUAGAAUGGUGCGGAGGUGCCGCGCCAUUUUCCGGUAGUGUACAGAUUGCCAGAAGAGCUGGCAGCCAUUGCCAGGCCAUGAAGCUUUACAAGCUCAUUUGCUGUCUGGUGCUCCAUGCAGCUGCAAAGGAUGAGAGGAUGUGCCUGAUGCAGAGGCAUGCACGGCAAGUCACCGCAGUGGCGCCCGUCGAAAUCGACGACGCGAGUUCAGUACCUGAACCGUCACAUUCGCUGAUAAUGCUCAAGGCAGAGUUUCAGAUCAUCUCCCCGCAGCUGUGCGAGACACUGUUUGUGCCGGGUCUGGCGUUGAUCCUAGGAGUCAUGAUGCAGUCCAACGCCAAGACUCAUUCGGCAGGCCUACUGAUGGCCUUUUUCGGAGCACAGACAGCAAUGAACCUGUACAUGAAGCAGGUGUUCUCAUCUUUCCAGUUGCGGAAAGACUUGAUAGGCUUUCCCGCUCCCUUCGCCGUUACCGCCCUGCAACAGUUGACGGCCUUCGCGGCGAUUAGCAUCAGCUUCUGUGUCACCUGGUGCUUGGGCAAGCCUCUUCCCAUCAGAAUGCUGAAAAGCCGCCAAGAAGUUGGCUCUGUCAUGAUCUUGGCGCUGGCUUUCGUCUGCAACAUAGGUCUCAACAACCUGAGCCUUUCCAUCCUUGACAUUAGCGUGCACCUCAUCAUCCGAACUGCGGGGGCGUUGGUGAACUUGCUCCUGGAGUUUCUGGCAGCGCCAGUCUUGAGGUCAGUCGUCGGCGAGGAGGCAAAACGGCCUGUUGUGAGCUGCCGGGAUUUGGUGCUCACCCUGCUUGGGACCGCCUUCGCGCUGCUCGUAGUGCUCAGCAAGAUGUCGGACUUCCCCGAGAGCCAGAAGCGCAACUUCUACGUGGGCAUCAUUGUGUGCUGCCUGUCCAUGGUGGCGUCUGGUUGUGAGCUCAUCGUGGUGCGAGUACUGAGCAACCACCUGAAGCUGAACGCCCUUGAGGCCAUCCUGAAUAUGUCGCUGCCAGCUGCUGGCCUCCUCAUCCUGCCCACAAUGUUCUUCCGACAUUCAGUGGGGUGGCCAAACAAGCCGCCCAUGACCGACUGGGAGGUCAUGAGCACCGUUUGGAAGACCAGCCACAUGGGCAUCGUGCUAGGUCUUUUGUCCGGGAUUUUCGCGACACUCUACAAUGUGAUGUUGUACACUCUGAGUGGCGCAUUUCAGUCUCACAUGAUUUCCAUGGCCGCCAACUUCAACAAGAUCGCCCUGAUGUUCCUGUCGGUGUACCUUGGCUUGGAGCUGAUGCCCGAGAAGCCCUGGCGAUACUUGAUGAUCAGCGGCAUUCUGGGCAACGCGUUGAUCUUCCUCGGAAUGGGUAUCCUGAAAGCUCAAGAAGCUCCCAAGCCAGCGAAGUGAGUGUGCGCAGGGGCUGGCACCUGCAACAAAUUCGUGCAGCACCUGCUGCUACUGGCACCACAGCGACGACCAAGAUGCCCACGGCCAAGUUAUUUUUGGCUCUGGCGGAUGACGUCCAGACUUGCCG
This is a messenger RNA of Effrenium voratum, 1528 nucleotides long. The record is from the annotation of a GenBank genome assembly. NCBI's taxonomy places the organism in Eukaryota, Dinophyceae, Suessiales, Symbiodiniaceae.